Messenger RNA from Apiotrichum porosum, 1203 nucleotides. RefSeq lists its product as uncharacterized. The coding region runs from base 1 to 1203 and encodes 400 amino acids. The record is from RefSeq and is a predicted model, not a curated record. The transcript has 2 exons. Gene Ontology annotation, biological process: canonical NF-kappaB signal transduction. Lineage: Eukaryota; Fungi; Basidiomycota; Tremellomycetes; Trichosporonales; Trichosporonaceae.
AUGCCGCCUUCGAGCGACUACGAGAUACCCGCGCCUUCAAAAAUCAAGCUCAAGGAGACCAAGGCGGAACAGGCCUCGCGCGUGUAUCGACGCGAACAGCGGCGCAUGGCGCGCGAGCAAGAGCGGAUAUCCCGCGCAAACGGAGGCGGCAGCCGCAGCCGCGGGUCGCCACCCAGAAACCCAGGACGUGAAGAGUCCAUCUCGCCGCCAAGAUACGGCCCUCGCGCAGGCAAGCGGCCGGCCACACAGCUGAGCGACGACAGCGACGACGACGGUGCCGAUAACGCGCACCACCGCAUGGGGCGCGAGGAGUGGGCCGACAAGAUGGCUUGGAUGGCUGCCGAGGCCAUGGGCGGUAACCCGUUUGGUGACUAUGGCGGACUUGGUGGUGGUUUGUUCGGCAGGCUUGGUGGCGGGUUCGGCGGCGGGUUUGGCUACAGCGCAGCGCGUUUCGAGCCAUAUGGAUGGGCGAAUGCUGGGCAACGCAUUCCGAACCGACACCAGCAUCCCCAUGCGGGCCCGUCUCGUCCCGCCUUCCGCGACGCCGCGCGCGAAGUCAACCCGGACCCCGCUGGACCAGUACCCCCGCUCGGUGACAUGACCGAGAAUGAGUACGCAGAGUGGGUACGCGAAGGCAUGUAUCGGCGCCGCCACAAGGCCGAGCUCGACGACAUGGAGCGCCGUCGUGCCGCCAACCGCGAAAAAGAGCGGCAACGCGAGAUUGAGCGUGAGAACGCCGCGCGCGAGGAACGCAAACGCAUCGACAGGCUCAAGCGCGAGCGUGGGCGUGUCGAGGAAGACCAGAGACGGGGCGAACGACGCGUCUGGCGCGCGCGCUGUACCGCUCUCAUGGACGGCGAGGUCGUAUCGAUGGACCUCAAGUUCGCCGACAUCCCCUGGCCAGCGUACACGGCUACUGGAAGUGAAGGGGUCAGCUUCGUCCUGAGCCCCGACGACAUCGCCAUCGACAACGUCCGCACGUUUCUGUUCGCGCUCGCCGACGACGAGGCAGCUGCGACCGAGCCGAAAAAGUCGACCGAGAGCGCGCGCCGAAAGGUACUGCGAGACGCCAUCCUCGUCUUCCACCCCGACAGGUUCUUUGCCCGCGUCCUUCCGCGUGUGCGACCGGCCGACCAGGAAAACGUCAAGGAGGGCGUCGAGAGGUGUUCGCGUCUUAUCAACGAGCUCCUCGCCAGCAAGUAG